Molecule: messenger RNA, 343 nt
Organism: Paramecium pentaurelia
Lineage: Eukaryota; Ciliophora; Oligohymenophorea; Peniculida; Parameciidae
Source: the annotation of a GenBank genome assembly
UAUGGCCGAAACUUAAAAGCGAACAGCUUAAGAGGAAACACUAGAAAAAGGACCAUUUGGAUUGUUGACAAUUACUGUGAGUCACAACACUCAGGUGUUAAUAGAGCUAAGAAAUAAUAGAAAGCUUUUAGGAAGAGUUAAAGCUUUUGAUAGACAUAUGAAUAUGGUACUUUUAUUAAUAUCUAAUCAAUCAAGAUACUGGAGAAUGUUACUGAAAUGUGGACAGAAAUUCCAAAAGGAAACAAAGGUAAGAAAGCUCACGCUACAAAUAAAGAAAGAUUUAUUCCAAAGAUGUUUUUAAGAGGCGAUUCAGUGAUUUAUAUUUUAAGAAAUCCAAAGUGAU